Teleopsis dalmanni is the source of this 1317-nucleotide messenger RNA. RefSeq lists its product as uncharacterized. The record is from RefSeq and is a predicted model, not a curated record. Bases 1 to 1317 code for a protein of 438 amino acids. NCBI's taxonomy places the organism in Eukaryota, Metazoa, Arthropoda, Insecta, Diptera, Diopsidae. Gene Ontology annotation, molecular function: nucleic acid binding. Gene Ontology annotation, biological process: DNA integration. The transcript has a single exon.
AUGCCUGCGCCAACCAAUCAAUCCGAACUUAGAUCACUCUUAGGUGCUAUCAAUUUUUAUGGAAAAUUCAUAAAUCAUAUGCGCAAAUACCGAGGACCAUUAGACGAACUACUUCAAAACAACAAGCAGUGGCAAUGGACGGAACUUCAUCAACGCUGUUUGGAUGGUUUCAAGCAAAUUUUGUCAUCAGAGUUAUUAUUAGUGCAUUACGAUCCACUGAAAAACAUAGUAGUCGCUGCAGAUGCAUCUAACUAUGGGCUCGGAGCUUGCAUUUUUCAUGAAGCUGACAACGGUUCAAUGAAAGUAAUAUGUCAUGCGUCCAGAUCACUAACGCCCACAAAAAAACAAUAUAGCCAAAUAGAAAAAGAAGCUCUUGCGGUUACGAAAUUUCACAGAAUGGUUUUUGGGAGAAGAUUCAAACUUCAAACAGAUCAUAAGCCUCUUCUAGUUAUAUUUGGUGAUAAAACUGGAAUUAAGGUGCAUCAAGCAAAUAGACUUCAACGUUGGGCAAUUAAACUGAUUGCAUACGACUUCGAAUUAAAGUUUAUUUCAACUAACAGUUUUGGGUAUGCAGACGUUUUAUCACGACUCAUACAUAACACAAUCAAUCCUUCAGAAAACUAUGUCAUCGCUGCAGUAGAGUUUGAAAUUGAAAGUAAACAAAUUUUACAUAACUCACUUGAUAAGCUGCUGCUUACCAGCAAGAUGAUUACUUACGAAACAGCUAAGGACAAGGUUUUAGCUAAAAUUCUCGAAUAUGUAACUGAAGGAUGGCCAUCAAACUGCAACAACAGUGAGUUAAAAGCUUACUUUAACCGAAAAAACGACAUAUGUAUAGUUGACGGAUGUUUAAUGUUCGGACAACGCAUUAUUAUACCUCAAAUUUUCCGAAAGCGCAUUCUUAAAGAAAUUCACCGAGGUCAUCAAGGCAUAGGUCGUACUAAAGCCAUCGCGCGGAACUACGUUUAUUGGUCAAAUAUCGAUUACGAUAUUGAAGCAAUGGUGAAAAGUUGUUCAAAUUGUGCCGCAGCAGCUAAAAUGCCCACAAAAACAACUUUACAUCCUUGGCCAAAACCUUCUGAUUCUUGGGAACGGCUCCAUAUUGAUUAUGCAGGACCAAUAGAUUCAUACUACUAUUUGGUCGUAAUCGAUGCGUUCUCAAAAUGGCCAGAAAUUAUACAAACAAAAUCUAUAACAGCAACUCAAACAAUUUCCAGCUUGAAAGAAAUUUUCGCUAGAUUUGGGUUACCGAAGACAAUAGUUUCAGACAAUGGUACUCAAUUUGUGAGUCACCAAUUUCAACAGUUUUUAGCGUAA